AUGACAGAAACUAUGACAUCCACUGCAUCCAAGAAUACUAUUUCUGGUGCUAAAGGAAUUACGUUUCUUGGUGAGACAUUCAUUGUGCCAGAGACUCACGACGUAAUGAAGACACUUUUCGAUCCUACUGUAAGAAAAUCCAACUUCGAAUUGGCAAUUCUUUUGACACUUGCUCUGAAUGGACUCGUGUUUUGGAUCGUUAAGAGUCCACAAGCAAGGGUUGAUGUUUUCAUUGGACUUUACAUAUUGUGGCGAUUUUCCUAUAAUUUUGGAAUUGGUUAUCUCUUGAACCAACAAUCGAAUCAUUUUAAGUUGGUAGGCUGGGCAAAAUCUACUAAAGUUUUUGAUCCCGAAAACAGUUCUAUGACUUCGAAGCUUGUGAAGGCAGAGAUCAAGUCUCAGAUGGGUUCCAAAUACAAAAUUUCCGAAUACCCAAUUGAGUUUAAUACUUGGUUAAUUUUUAGGAAAGUUGUCGAUUUAAUCUUGAUGCUGGAUUUUUUCUCUUUUAUUGGUCUCGUAGUUGCAUGUUCAAUGAAUAAGGGCUAUCAAUUCAUCAACGGCCAAAGUUCUUGGGUCAUAUACACAAGAUUGAUAGUCGGUUCCACGUUAAUUUUGUUUAAUUUAUGGGUUAAAGUCAAUGCACAUAACACUAUCAAAGACUACGCAUGGUAUUGGGGUGACUUCUUUUUCCGUCAACUUAACAAUGAAGAUCUUAUAUUUGAUGGUGUGUUUGAGAUGUUUCCUCACCCAAUGUAUUCAGUUGGAUACAUUGGAUAUUAUGGAUUUGCUUUGAUAUCCAAAUCUUACACUGUUUUGGUAGUCGCAAUCUUUGGUCACUUCUUGCAAAUGAUUUUUUUGCAUUAUAUCGAAAACCCCCAUAUCGAUAAAAUUUAUGGACCUUCGAGUAGUGAGUCAGAUACUGAGAGACUUUUAAAACUCAAAGAUUUGAGAGCCUUUGAUAACGAAAAGCCAUUAAUCGGGUUAUGGAAUUUUAACUUUCUCAGAGCGUCUGACUUGGUGAAUUUGCUUUUGACUGCUACCUAUGCUUUGAUACUUCCAUCGUUGGCUCUUCUAACGAAGGACAGUUCAACAUCCUUAAAUUGGGUGAUGUUCUUGCUAACAGUAUCUAUCAAAAUCUUUGAAUCUUUACUUAUUGAUGUUCUAUUAAUCCUUCAAAGUUAUUACAAGACCUUUACAAAAUGGUAUUUAUCAAAUGACAUUCCUGUUGAAAAAUCUUUGAAUAACUGGGCAAUUAUUUACAACACUUUUAUAAAUUUAACUUAUUCAUCAUUUUUCGGCAUGAAUAUUUAUCAAUUGCUCAGCCACCAGCAUGAUUUGUUUGCAGUAGAGUACUUUUACUUAAGAUGUUUCCUUGGCCUUAUUUUGAUUUCAACGCAAAUUUGGAUUAAUGCGUCAAUUAUUGACUCUAUAGGCUACUUUGGAUGGUUUUAUGGCGACUUCUUUAUUCCUAAGAAAACAACUGUCUUGACAAAAGCAGGUGUUUAUCGCUAUUUGAAUAACCCCGAGCAAAUAUUUGGGGUAUGUGGAAUAAUGGGCGUAACGUUGAUUUCACCAACUUUAGAGAAUUUGACUUGUUGUAUUUUGUGGGUAGCAAACAACUUUAUUAGAAUCAAUUUGAUAGAAAAAAUCCACAUGAUUAAGGUUUACGGCGAACAGGAGGUAUUAAAGGACUCUGGCGUUACUAAGACUGUUAAGAAACACCUUCUUCCGGAUGUUAUCCAGAGAAGAUUGAGUGAAACUCAUGAAAUGAGAGGAAACUCAUUAAGUGAUUCUUUAGAUGCUUUUAUUAAAGAGUUGAGAAGUUCGAAUUCAAACCUCUCGAAGCAAAACCUAGUGAAGCUUUCUCACAAUUUAAAAUUCGAAAGUAAUGAGUAUAAUUUGACUAUUGAACCUGGUCCUUACACAAUUGGGUCCCCAAUUCAAGUCUCGUGGAUUUCGCCUGCUGGCCAUUCUCAGAAAGACUGGAUCGGACUUUAUAGAAUCGCUCAGUCAUCCCAUUCUCGUAACAAGACCUUAGUAUCAUCCUCCGGAAGGUGGACCUGGUGCAAAUCGAAUAAGGACUCGUACACAUUCUCUGGUGAUAAGUUAUUUUGGGAAGAAGGUUAUUAUGAGUUCAGGUAUCAUUUGGAUGGUAAGCAUGACGUAGCCUUUAUCUCCGAACCAUUCGAAAUUAGAGCGAAGAAGAUUGAAGUUGGAAAUAAUGCUGAUGCUUUAGCCGAACUGUUGAAAGAAGAGAUAUUUGACUUAAUUGUACCUAUUGAAUCUAUCGACGUUCCCAUUAGUGAAGAGGUUAACAAAACGACAAACAUUUUCAAAUCUUACAAACUUUUAAGUCAUUUAAUUUCACUUUCAACGGAUAUUAAGUUUGAUUCGAAAGUCUUCCUCAAUGAUGACUUAACCAUAAGGACAUUGAGCAGUAAGCUUGUCAACAUUCAACGUAUCUUAGACGAAUUGUCACACAAGGAUUAUAACGUUACUGAAACAAAAAAAAAUGAGUAA
Priceomyces carsonii is the source of this 2520-nucleotide messenger RNA. It is a transcript of the gene CHO2, whose product is annotated as phosphatidylethanolamine N-methyltransferase. The transcript has a single exon. The record is from RefSeq and is a predicted model, not a curated record. Gene Ontology annotation, molecular function: phosphatidylethanolamine N-methyltransferase activity. Lineage: Eukaryota; Fungi; Ascomycota; Pichiomycetes; Serinales; Debaryomycetaceae. The coding region runs from base 1 to 2520 and encodes 839 amino acids. Gene Ontology annotation, biological process: phosphatidylcholine biosynthetic process.